AUGCCAGAGGGCUUCGUGUCAAUGUACCAGCCAAAACUCCUGUCGCAGACCUCGGGUGCUGCACGGCCUAUGCCGAAGAUGGAGAUCGUGGUGCCAGAGACAGAUUCGGAUCUGCUUUCCUAUCCUCCGGAUUGUAUCGAGGUGCGGAACACGUUCAUCCACGUCAACAGCCCGGCACAGACAGAUGAGAUCUUUGGGCGACCAACGCUCUCGUGCCCAGCAAGAAGCAUUGGUCGAAUGCUGAUUGAGGAGGAUGCCAGCACCUCUGCCAGCCAGAUUCAAUACGCCCUGUCCGACUCGAUCUCAGGUUCCUCGGACUUGUGGAAAGUUGCCGGAGAUUGCGGGCUCAGACCGUCCUGGCAUGCGCCCACGCCGGAGGCGGCGGACGCCUUCGUGAAGGCGCAGCUGCCGUGGGAGCCCACGGAGCUGCCUAGCCUUGGAUCGCAAGGCCACUUCAGUGGCGAUUGCAGGCCUUGCGCGUUUUUGUACGCGAAGGGCUGCUUGAACGGCGCUAUGUGCAACUUCUGCCACCUCUGCGAUCGGGGUGAGAAGAAGCGGCGCCAGAAGGCGCGGAGGGCGGCCUUCAAGAUUGAUCAAGAGCUGCAGCAGUGA
Symbiodinium sp. CCMP2592 is the source of this 612-nucleotide messenger RNA. NCBI's taxonomy places the organism in Eukaryota, Dinophyceae, Suessiales, Symbiodiniaceae. The record is from the annotation of a GenBank genome assembly.